This is a messenger RNA of Lottia gigantea (owl limpet), 1506 nucleotides long. RefSeq lists its product as hypothetical. The transcript has 11 exons. The record is from RefSeq and is a predicted model, not a curated record. Gene Ontology annotation, molecular function: transmembrane transporter activity. Bases 1 to 1506 code for a protein of 501 amino acids. Lineage: Eukaryota; Metazoa; Mollusca; Gastropoda; Lottiidae. Gene Ontology annotation, biological process: transmembrane transport.
AUGGCAUCAUUCAGAGACAGGAUAAAGUCUCUUCCAGUACGUGGUGUUUUGACGGUUGUCGGAGGUUUCAUUCUACACGUGUCUAUUGGAGCAACCUAUUUAUUUGGAAAUAUCACGCCGUACGUGACUUCCUAUCUAAGAAAGAAAGCGGUAUAUACGAAUACCAACUAUGCCGAAUCGCUUUGGAUUGCCUCUUCUCAUACUGCGGCCGGUGCGUUACUGUCGUCUUUAUUAGCCUUCUUGGAGAUGUAUCUAUCUACCAAAAUGUUCCUCGCCUUGGCUUGUUUCAUGAGCUCAUUAGGGGUCAUAUUGACCUAUUUCUCUGUUAAACUGUCUUUGUUGGGUGUGAUAGGAACAUUUGGUGUUCUUUAUGGUGUCGGACAUUCGUUAGUCUACCCUCUUGCCUUUAAAGAUGCAAUGGAGUGGUUUCCUAAUAAUAAAGGUCUCGUAGUUGGAAUCAUAGUAACAGGAUAUGGCUUAUGUUCCUUUAUUUUUAAUUUUGUGGUCACAGAGUACAUAAACCCUGAGAAUUAUUCCCCCGAUAUUCAAGAUGGCGAAGACAGGUAUUUCAGCCAAGAUGACUUGUUGGACAGGGUACCAUCCUGUUUUCUACUGGUUGGAGGGUGUCUAGUUGGUCUCCAGAUUAUUGGUUUAUGUCUGAUCUUCAAACCACCAGAGUCUCCAGAGAUAGAAAGCAGCAAGUCCAAACAUCUGAAAGAAGAGGUGGAGAAGACUGGUAGUGAUGGUCAAACUAUGGAAAGGAAAAACAAGGAAAUACCGAUAAAAAUCCAAGAAAAAAGCAUGACAGUAAAAGAAGCUCUAACAAGCAGAAAGUUUUACAUAAUCUGGUUUUUGAUGCUUUCUUUUGGUAUGGGAUUUGGUUAUACCUAUACCAUAUACAAGACAUUUGGUCAGACGUUUAUCCAUGACGACCAUUACCUAGCAACCGUAUCGUCUGUCAGUUCUAUUUUCAACGUAUGUGGUAGAAUAGCAGUAGGGCUGGUGGCCGAUAAAAUUGGACUUGAGAAAACCUUGGUCAUGGCGACAGCUCUGUUCAGCAUCUUCCUCUCUACAUUGCUCUGUACAGAGUUCGUGGGCAGGGAAAUGUUCUUUGCUUGGGUGUGCUUGAUAUACUUAGCUUUCCCUGGUAUCUUUGUGGUGAUGUCUGCUCUUACUAUGAAGGUUUAUGGACCAAAAUACUAUAUAAUUAUAUUUCGACUGCAGUUUUCAGAAUCGAUAAUUGCCGCCGCCACCUCGUCAGUUUUGGCGACUGAGUUGAAGCCAGUCAUAGGAUGGCAUGGGUUGUUUUAUAUUGCUUCAGUCUGUACCGUAUUUGCUUUCUUCUUCUCGUUGGUGUUGGACAAAGAGAUGAGGAAAUCGUCAAAGAAAUCAACACAGAAAACACUAGAUGUCAGUGCACAAUCCGUGCCUAGUUGUUCGAAUAUCCAGACAAAAGCACCUGAUCUUGCAUUAAAUAUUAAUAAGGACACUUCGACAUAUUUGUAG